AUGCCUCCCCGCCGAAUUAUCCCCGGCGAAGGCGCAAAGUACCAAAACGUCGUCGCGUAUAAAGCUGAUUUGCACCUCAAAACCUCGGAAAGUUCGCAAAAAUUGCUUCAGCAGUUGAAGAAUCAAGCGCUGCAGCACAUCUGUAAACGAUGUCGAGAGAAGAUUGAAUGUAAGUGUUUUUUCGUUUCGUUUCGUUUUAUGCAAGAAAAAAGUUUCCCUUCUCUCUCUUUCGCGACGCUCUGUUUCCCUCGACGACGAGAAAGACGACGACGACGAGAAAGACUGACCUCUCACCACCGCGCAGGGAAAUUCAAGUACGGGAAAUACAAGCACAAAAAAAGCGCGAGUGUACAGAAAUGUCAAAACUGUGUUAAAGCGACGGUGAAAUUGCGGUAUCGGAAGUUGUGUCCUCCGUGUGCGCAGGAGACGGGGAGAUGUCCGCAGUGCUCAAAGAGUCAGAAAGAGCAAGAGUUGGAGGAUCGGAUGAAGAGAAAUAGUAGUGGAGAGGAGAACGAAGAAGAAGACACGACGGAUGAUGAAGCUUACAUUGAAGAGGGGAUAGUGAUAACGCGAAGAUGA
Molecule: messenger RNA, 579 nt
Organism: Bathycoccus prasinos
Lineage: Eukaryota; Viridiplantae; Chlorophyta; Mamiellophyceae; Mamiellales; Bathycoccaceae
Exons: 1
Coding region: 1-579 (192 amino acids)
Source: RefSeq, a predicted model, not a curated record